Molecule: messenger RNA, 3819 nt
Organism: Drosophila busckii
Lineage: Eukaryota; Metazoa; Arthropoda; Insecta; Diptera; Drosophilidae
Gene: Lpin
Product: phosphatidate phosphatase LPIN2
Exons: 12
Coding region: 471-3602 (1043 amino acids)
Biological process (GO): fatty acid catabolic process; triglyceride biosynthetic process; cellular response to insulin stimulus
Cellular component (GO): nucleus
Molecular function (GO): transcription coactivator activity; phosphatidate phosphatase activity
Source: RefSeq, a predicted model, not a curated record
GACAGAGCAACAACGUUGAGACGGAAAAAAGCAAACGCUAAGCAUUAAUAAAUAUUAAACCAAAAAUCGUUUAAAGUCAAAUCUGUGCCAACUAAAAGACAAAUUUAACAGCUGAGAAAACUAGUUACAAGUGCCUGCAGCUCAUUUGCUGAAAUAGAGUAAGACAGCUGUGGUCUUGCUAGUUUUUCGCUUAAAAUUAAAAUAAAAACAGCAAACAGUGUACAAUUUUAUAUACAAAGCGAUACGAGAAAAACCAAAAGUUGCCAUAAACGUCGCUGAGUGAGGGGCCAAAGGUAAAAACCCGUGCAAUAAAAAUGACCGACAAUUAAUUACGCUGAAUUUAUAUACACACACACAUAUAAAAGCAAAUAGCAAAAGAUAAAUUUUCAAGGCGCAAAGCUUUUGCCGCGUACAAUUUAAAUAGCAGCGCUGUUAUCGAUUUAUCGAUCAAUUGCCUAACGAUUGCCAAUAUGAACAAUAUACGGCGUGUGUUUAGCAAUUUACAAGAUUUCUACAAUGACAUCAACGCAGCCACCCUAACUGGCGCCAUCGAUGUCAUUGUGGUGGAGCAAAAGGAUGGCGAGUUCCAAUGCUCACCAUUCCAUGUGCGCUUUGGCAAGCUGGGCGUGCUGCGCAGUCGUGAGAAGGUGGUGGACAUUGAGAUCAAUGGCGCACCCGUGGACAUACAGAUGAAGCUGGGUGACUCUGGCGAGGCGUUCUUUGUGGAGGAAUGCCCGGAAGACGAUGAUGAGGAGCUGCCACAGAACAUGGCCACCUCGCCCAUACCAAAGAGUUUUCUGCAAUCGCUUAACAAGGGCAACGAUACCAUGGAGGACAUCAGCCAUGCCGUCACCUCCGACAAAAGCGCUAGCGAAGAUAUGCAAAUACCAUUGCCCUUGCCGCGUCGCAAUUCCAUAGAUCUGUCCAAAGAGGAGCCCAAGGAGGUGGCCAACGAGGGCAGCAAGUUUGAGAAUCAAGUUUCGGACUACACCAAGCGCAGGCAUACAGACAAUACGCUGGAGCGGCGUCAUGUAAAUGACAAGCUGAAGGAGUAUACUACGCAAAAGAUACGCCAGGAGUGGGCAGUGCAUGAGGAGCAGUUCCAGGACUUGCUUGAGAAGGUGUCAAAGGCAGCGCCCAAGUCAGAAACUGAAGCUGAGCCCAUGCUGGUUGCCGAACCAGUGGCGGAGCCUGAGCCAGAGCCAGAAGCUGUGAAGACACCGCUGGUCAGCGAGUCCAUUAAGGAUGAUUCCAAGAGCAAAACCAAAAAGCGACGCAAGAAGUCGCAAAUGAAGAAGAAGAACAGCCAACGUAAGACUUCUUCGAGCAGCUCUGUAGGCAGCGCUGCUGGCAAUGAUGUGGACAAUGCGCUUAUUACAGCUUCCAGCACUGCUGUUAGCAAUAUUGAUGAAGGCGAUGCACCCGCCUCGCCCAACACCAAUUCCUCAUCCAAUGAUGAGCAGCCUACGGCAACGCUGUUGACGGCACAAAGCAACGCGCUGGCCAGCAGCAAUACGCCCACAACUACACAGCGCAUGGAUUUGGACAUACACUUCUUUAGCGACACUGAGAUCUCGUCGCCCACUAGCAUUGGCGGCGCUGGCGGCCGCCCCUCCACGCCCAUACAAAGCGACAGCGAGCUGGAGACUACAAUGCGUGGCCGUCAUGGCCAUGGCAACGAAAUGGAGAACAGCGCCUCCUGGAAAUGGGGCGAGCUGCCCACGCCCGAGCAGCCAAGCAGCACAACUGCUGAGGCGCAGCAACAGGAGCGCCAAUCCAUGCUAAGCAAUAUGUUCAGCUUUAUGAAGAGUGCCAAUAGACUGCGCAAGGAGGGCGCUAACAACAAGGCUGGCGAUAUUUAUUUGUCUGACUUGGAUGCAGGCAGUUUGGAUCCAGAGCUGGUGGCGCUAUACUUUCCCAAUAGCAAGCCCAAGGAGGCAAAGACAACGCACAGCGGCGAUGAGGAUCGCGAGAGCGGCAAUGGCACCAGUUUGCCACACUCGCCCAGCUCGCUGGAGGAGCAUCCCAAGAGCAUCUUUUCGCACUGCGAUGAUCAACAGAAUGAUGACAAAUUUGAAGGCGCUAUGUCCAUGUGCGGCAUGCAGGAACAUGGCGUGGCUCCCACCGAUGAGGAGUUUGAUCGUCAUGCGCUGCAUUAUGCAGAUGUAUGCAAGAAUCCCAAUUUGCUGUCAUCACCAAACUUAGUUGUACGUCUGAAUGGUAAAUACUACACCUGGACGGCUGCAUGCUCCAUAGUUAUGACAACGCUACUAUUUCGCAAGCCAUUAACCGAUGAUGCUUUGGAGCAGCUGGUUUUGCCUAGCGCGCGCAUGUCUGGCGAUGAUAAGCAGGAGCCACCACAUGCAACAGACACUGUGGGUCAAACCAAGCGCAGCUGGUGGAGCUGGCGUCGCUCGCAGGAGGCAGUGCCCAGUCAGAAUCCAGCGCUAAGCGCACACAAGCAAUCGAGCCCAGCUAAAGAUGAGAAAGAUGGCGAUCAAGCUGCUGCUGUUAGCACACAAACCUCGCGUCCCAAUUCGCCAGACAUAAGCGAACGCACGCUAAGCAAAAGCGACUCUUUGGUUAAUCCAGAGAACACCUCAGCUUUGGUGGAUAAUCUAGAAGAGCUUACCAUGAGCUCCAACAAAAGCGAUGAACCUAAGGAGCGCUACAAGAAGUCGCUGCGUUUGAGCUCAGCGUCCAUUAAAAAACUUAAUUUGAAGGAGGGCAUGAACGAAAUAGAAUUUAGCGUUACAACUGCCUAUCAGGGCACUACGCGUUGCAAGUGUUAUCUAUUCCGCUGGAAGCAUAACGACAAGGUGGUUAUAUCCGAUAUAGAUGGCACCAUUACCAAAUCCGAUGUGCUGGGACACAUUUUGCCCAUGGUGGGCAAGGACUGGGCGCAACUGGGCGUAGCGCAGCUAUUCUCCAAAAUAGAACAAAAUGGCUAUAAGCUAUUGUAUCUGUCGGCACGUGCCAUAGGUCAAUCUCGCGUUACACGCGAAUAUCUGCGCUCUAUACGCCAAGGCAAUGUUAUGCUGCCCGAUGGACCGCUGCUUUUAAAUCCUACUUCAUUGAUCUCUGCUUUCCAUCGCGAGGUGAUUGAGAAGAAGCCGGAGCAGUUUAAGAUUGCGUGUCUGUCGGACAUCAGAGAUCUAUUUCCGGAUAAGGAGCCAUUCUAUGCCGGCUACGGCAAUCGCAUUAAUGAUGUCUGGGCUUAUCGCGCCGUAGGCAUACCCAUCAUGCGCAUUUUUACAAUCAACACCAAGGGCGAGCUGAAGCAUGAAUUGACCCAAACAUUCCAAUCAUCUGGCUACAUCAAUCAGUCGCUUGAGGUCGAUGAAUACUUUCCACUGCUAACCCACAGCGAUGAGUACGAGUAUCGCACAGAUGUAUUCGAUGAGGACGAAUCGGAGAAUGAAUUACAAUUCAGCGAUGAUUACGAUCUAGAUGUCGGACUGGGAUCUGAUGAAGAAGAGUUUGAUGACAUUGACAAUGACAAUGAGAAUUUGGUUGUGCAGCGCUAUAAUGAAAUGAACCUAAUGAAUGUGGCGGCUAAAAAUGAAAUAUUAUUGAAUUCACCACCAAAGUGGCUAAACUAGUAGCAGACUUAACAGUUGAGGCAAUAGUAUAUGCAUUGUGAUAUGAAAAAAAAGGCUUAAAGCUAAGAUAUUAGUUUUUAAUGUAUUGUGGUAUAAAGUGUCUGCUCUCUGUAUAUACAAAUAUAUAUAGUUAGUCUUAGUCAUAAGUUUUAGCUAUUAUUGAAGCCUACUUUUAGGCGUGUUAAACAUAUUUGUGUCAAAUAAAAAAUAUAUACUG